AUGGAUAUACCUUAUGAGCUCUCCAGGCCCUUCUACUGGAUGGCCGCAGUUGAGAACUCUAAUUCCUUAACUCUUUGGAGGACACAACAAAUGUCCAUGAUGUGUCAGCUGCCGUUAAAGAUGCUUAAAGACUGGGAAGGAAAGCCUGAAAUGGGGGAUCAUCUCAGAGAGACUACCAAGAGGUACAAAAUUGUGAGAAAGUCCGCUAAAACCAGCGGACUGGAAGAAGAGAGCCCCAAAUCAAAUGUCCCUACAGACAGAGUUCUCGCUACUGACAGCCCGGGGAAUGGGAGCACCCAGGGACCCGUGCUUUACUGUAGCGGCCCCAGCACAGGGUCCCUGCACCGGAGCAGGGGCCGAGCCUCACCUGCCCAGGAGUGCAGGCUGUCGGCACUAGGGUUGGCGGCUGGCUCCGGAGAAAGCCUGCAUGCUGGUCUGCUGGAUCUGCCAAGGUCAAUGAGAGACAUCAACUCAGUCAGUAGCAGGACGCCAGAUGACCUCACCCCUGUCCACCUGGAGACCAGAGAGAUUCCCCCAGAGCCUUCAGAUGCUGACAAAAGCCCUGAGAGUGCAUCCCACAUGAUGGAUACAGCUAGUGAUGCAAAUGACUACCUGGCCAAGGCUGGGCAUUCAAAAUUGGGGUCCAGGGACAUCGAGGAGUCUCUGCUCUACCGAAGACAAGUGAAUGUAGACACUCUGAGGAGACCUGCGCUCCUAACAGCAGAGAAAUCUGUUCCACACUCUGAUUCCCACUUUGAAUACCGAGAUAUGAGAGACGAGGUUAAGUCAUCUGCCCCAGGUUACACACAGCUCGGCCCUCAGCCGGGUUCUGCCCGGCCGGUGCCCGGAGAUGCCCCCAAGCCGGCGGGCCGGGCUUACCGCAGAGAUGCCCGCUCCAGGCUUGUGCCCGCGGACGCCCCGGGCUGGCCGCGUCCCCAUCGCAGCCACCUGCCCGCGCCGGCCCUCCGCCGGCCCCCGGCGCCCGAGCGGCCCUCACCUGAUCCGGAGAUGUGGACGCGGAGCGGGCGGCCCCGACUCGAGCAGGACGACAGGUCGCUCUGCGAGCGGCCGCGGGGGCUCGGGUCCCCCGGCAGCCUGCGCAGGGCGGGCGCCGGCAGCCCGGCGGGCGUCUCGGGCUCGGGCACCUCGGCCGCCGCCUGCCCGGCCGGCUCUCCCGGGGGCUCCGCGGGGCUCCUGCCCGCCUCGGCCAUCGGCUCCCGGCGGCCCGGAGCGCGGGGUGGGGCCGGCGCCGCGGACCGCGCUGCCCGGCGCGCGGCGACCCCGAGGCAGCGACAGGGGCGGAGAAGGCUGGACGCCGGGCGCGGAGAAGCUGGCGGGGAGGGCGGGAGGAGGAAGAGGACAGAAAAGUUUGUACAGGAAGGAGCCGCCUACAGCCGGCUCUCGCUCCCGCGGGCGAAAGCCGCAGGGCUCGGAGCUGGGCCGCCCUCAGUGCCCGCGAGCCUGCCCGCUGCUCCACCCCCUGGGCCGGGGCACGGCCCUCUGCAGAUUGGCGGCAGGAGGGUCCCCUCCGGUCAUACCCAGCUCGCAGGCCUGAGAUUAGUGGAGCCAGGGCGUCAGGAGCUGGGGAUGCAAGGUCAAGGUUAA
Messenger RNA from Rangifer tarandus platyrhynchus (Svalbard reindeer), 1605 nucleotides. The record is from the annotation of a GenBank genome assembly. NCBI's taxonomy places the organism in Eukaryota, Metazoa, Chordata, Mammalia, Artiodactyla, Cervidae.